AUGUCUGUUUACGUUAACAAUUUCUUAUGUUUACGUGACAAAAUCUAAUCAAAUUUUCGAGAAAAUCUAGUAUUUUCAUUUCUCAGAGAGAUUUCUUGUUCGAAGAGAGAGAGAGAGAGAGAGAGCUGAUGAACUGCACAUAACAUCAAGAGAGAGAGAGAGGAUGGAAUUGGAGGAGGAAAAGAGUAUAGAAAUAGAACGAGGGGGGUUGAGGGAGCCACUGCUUGAGAGGAAUAGGAGGAGAAACACGACCUCUCAGCUUGCCAUUGUUGGUGCCAAUCUCUCUCCCAUUGAAAGCCUUGACUACGAGAUUAUUGAGAAUGAUCUUUUUAAGCAGGACUGGAGGUCUAGAACGAAGGGUGAGAUAUUUCAGUACGUUUGCCUCAAAUGGGCACUUGUGCUGCUUAUUGGUUUAAGCACUGGGUUAGUCGGCUUCUUCAAUAACCUAGCUGUCGAGAAUAUAGCUGGUUUCAAACUUCUGCUUACCAACAACCUCAUGCUUCAGGACAAGUAUUAUCAGGCAUUUGCAGCAUUCGUUUGUUGUAACAUGACCUUGGCUGCUGGUGCUGCAGCUCUUUGUGCUUACAUUGCCCCGGCAGCAGCAGGCUCUGGCAUACCUGAGGUUAAAGCAUAUCUAAAUGGAGUCGAUGCUCAUUCUAUAUUGGCUCCAAGUACCCUCUUUGUAAAGAUUUUUGGUUCUAUAUUUGGAGUAGCUGCUGGAUUUAUUUUGGGUAAGGAAGGACCUAUGGUUCACUCUGGCGCUUGCAUAGCCUCUUUGCUCGGACAGGGUGGCUCUCGCAAGUAUCACCUUACCUGGAAAUGUCUCAGGUUCUACAAAAAUGACCGUGACCGAAGGGAUCUGAUUACCUGCGGUGCUGCUGCUGGUGUUGCAGCUGCCUUCCGUGCCCCAGUUGGUGGGGUCCUUUUUGCACUAGAAGAAGCAGCUUCAUGGUGGAGGAGUGCUCUUCUGUGGAGGGCAUUUUUCACAACAGCUGUAGUAGCGGUACUGUUAAGAGGCUUCAUACAGUUAUGCAAGGGUGGAAAAUGUGGGCUAUUCGGGGAAGGAGGUCUUAUAAUGUUUGAUGUCAAUUCAGCAAAGGUCAGUUAUAGCAGCGGCGAUCUGCUGGCAAUCAUAUCCCUUGGAGUUAUCGGAGGCAUAUUUGGAAGCCUUUACAAUUUCCUUGUGGACAAAGUCCUUCAAACUUAUCGCAUCAUAAACAAGAGUGGUCCUUCAAGUAAAAUUCUGCUCGCCGUUGCCAUUUCCUUUUUGACUUCUUGUUGCUCUUACGGCCUCCCAUGGCUUUCACACUGCAUUCCUUGUCCCCAUCACCUGGAGGACAAGUGCCCCACCAUAGGUCGCUCUGGAAACUACAAGAAUUUUCAGUGUCCACCUAACCACUACAAUGGCCUUGCUUCACUCUUCUUCAAUACCAAUGAUAAUGCUAUCCGCAACCUUUUAAGCUCUAGCUCUGAUGGGGAGUUCCGGCUUUCCACUCUCAUUGUUUUCUUUGUUACCGUGUACUGCCUGGGCAUUGUUACUUAUGGUAUUGCUGUUCCCUCUGGGCUCUUCAUCCCUGUUAUACUUGCUGGGUCAUCCUAUGGGCGUGUAGUCGGGACCCUCCUUGGUUCUCACUCUGAUCUUGAUGGGGGUUUCUUUGCACUCCUUGGAGCGGCAUCCUUCCUUGGUGGCACCAUGAGAAUGACUGUUUCUCUCUGUGUCAUACUUCUUGAGCUUACAAAUAAUCUUCUAAUGCUUCCACUGAUGAUGCUAGUUCUGCUUAUUUCGAAAUCUGUGGCGGAUUGUUUCAACAAGGGUGUCUAUGACCAAAUUAUAAGAAUGAAGGGAUUACCGUACAUGGAGGCGCAUGCAGAACCAUACAUGAGAAACUUGGUUGCAAGUGAUGUUGUUUCUUGGCCCUUAAUUUCAUUUUCCAGGGUUGAGAAAGUGGGGAAUAUAUUACACGAGCUCAAAACAACAGCGCAUAAUGGGUUCCCCGUGAUUGAUGAACCACCUUUCUCAAAUUCUGCAGACUUGUGUGGGCUGGUUUUGAGAUCGCAUUUGCUUGUAUUGCUUAAACGAAAGAAUUUUACAAAGCAAAGGGUGUUGAUUGGGUCAGAUGUUACGAGUAGGUUCAGAGCACAUGAUUUUGGAAAGGCAGGAUUAGGCAAGGGAAUCAAGCUGGAGGAUUUGGACAUUCAGGAGGAAGAGAUGGAACUGUAUCUUGACCUCCAUCCCAUUACUAAUACCUCCCCAUACACCGUAGUUGAAACAAUGUCCCUUGCUAAAGCUGCUAUUUUCUUUCGGGCGCCUGGCCUCAGGCACUUGCUGGUGGUGCCUAAGACACCAGGGAGGCCUCCAAUUGUUGGGAUCUUGACAAGGCACGAUUUCAUGCCGGAGCACAUAUUGGAACUUUUUCCGCAGUUGAAUCCUCACGAAUAAAAGUAACAAUCCGCGUAAUUCUUUACUAGUUACGAAAACUCCUUCAAACAACGUCCAAGUAUCACCGGCAUUUUGCAAUCUCAAAAAUCUGCGCGUCGUUUCAGAGUUCAGACCAGGUCAUCUUUCGCCAACGUUACCAAGCAAACCUGGAGGUACGUAUUCAGAUAGUCCUCACAGACAAGCAAGAAGCUUGAUAACUAUUGUGUAAUAUCAACUCCUUACGGAUUGUAAUACGAUGUUGCCUUCUGAAAGCGCACUUGGAUGGCACUGAAUAAAAAUGUUCGGCCUCCGUAAGAUGUUGCUGGGGACGCUUGCAAAACGCAAAGAUUCUUGUUGGCUAGAAAAUUUGGUUCAAUCAAUAACCUAAUAUCAGGGAAGUAAAGUUUGAUUUUCGAUAGGAAGUUGGAAUGAUCGAUGAUAUUUCUUUCCAA
Molecule: messenger RNA, 2871 nt
Organism: Pyrus x bretschneideri (Chinese white pear)
Lineage: Eukaryota; Viridiplantae; Streptophyta; Magnoliopsida; Rosales; Rosaceae
Product: chloride channel protein CLC-c
Exons: 8
Coding region: 164-2440 (758 amino acids)
Biological process (GO): transmembrane transport; chloride transport
Cellular component (GO): intracellular membrane-bounded organelle; plant-type vacuole membrane
Molecular function (GO): voltage-gated chloride channel activity
Source: RefSeq, a predicted model, not a curated record